This is a messenger RNA of Phytophthora nicotianae INRA-310, 1710 nucleotides long. RefSeq lists its product as hypothetical. The transcript is spliced from 10 exons. The coding region runs from base 1 to 1710 and encodes 569 amino acids. The record is from RefSeq and is a predicted model, not a curated record. Lineage: Eukaryota; Oomycota; Peronosporomycetes; Peronosporales; Peronosporaceae.
AUGAAUCGAGCGCAAGAUGCCAACGCACCCGCGAAGAAUCGCCAGCGACUGACGAAGCUGCGAGAUCUGUACACGGCUCUAGGCAUCGAAGGUGACGACGACAGCAGCGAUGAUAGCAAGGACCAAGACGCUUCCGCUGGUGAGGAUGAAGAUUACGAAGAGGGGGGCCAUUCGCGAUCCGGAUCCGAUGGGGGUGACCUGACUACUACCGCGCUUAAGCAGCACAAGAAGGGCGUCAAGACAAAGCAGAAGGGCGCGGCAAAGGCAACAUCAUGUGACAAGUUUGAGGCCACGCUGAGCCGCGUAUCCCCGCAUUUGCCAUUGCCGUCCCGACCGCUGAAGAAACAGAAAACAGUUCCACGUUCGGAUCAUUCGGAUAAUGACGAGCAUGAGGAGUCCCGAUCUGCCGGCCAAUCAGGGUCUUUAGGCGAGUACACGCCUAGGGUUCGAAGAAGCAAACAUCUUGAAGAGAUCGACUCGAUGAACAAUGACGGGGACAAAAUUGUAAACGUAGUCCCUCCGUUCGCACCAAAGACAACAAUUUCGUCGUGGCGUGAUUUCGAAAAGCAGUUCACGGAGUACAUGGAGAAGAAUAAUUUAAAAUUUCGCGUGCGGAGUUCAGAAAGAACGGAAUCAUACAACAAAACGCACCAAGACCAAAUACCUGUCACAUUCGAGUACUCGCAAAGGAUCUAUCGGUGCACUCACGGUGUUUCCCAAAAAUCAAGGUCCAAGGGGCAUCGCAAUCGCAAGCAGCGGUACUGCAAAUGCUCGGCGCGACUAACGGCAAUUGUUUGUCGCGUUUUGGGCAACCACUACGAAAUUGUGCUUCGGAACCAGAACCAUACCCACUCACAUUCCAACAGCGAAACCCAAGCUUCGAGUUACUUGACAACAGCUACGCUGCCACUCGACAAUCAAGAUCUUGAGGAUGUGAAGACAUUGACUGAUGCACGUGUUUCUUCGACUCACAUUACCAAUUUCCUGAACGACCGCAUUGUGACGCCACAGCAAACCAGAAACCUUAUCCGAAGUAUCAUGAGGCAAGAUUCAGCUCAAGAUAGAAUGAAGGACUUGCUUCAUGCUCUUCGACAGCUGGACGGCAGCGACGUGCUUGUCAUCCAAGACCAGUUGGAUAUCACGUGUGGUGUGCUCAUGCAGACGAAGGUACAGAAGAUGAUGUUCGAUCGGUGGGGGGAAUACUUGACGAUGGACUUCACUCACUCUACAAACAACCUCGGCUACCAUUUGGGAAGUUUGGUCGUCACUACGUGUACGGGCAGAGGUUUCCCUGUAGUAGACUUCAUGUGUCUGAACGAGAACGCAGUCACGAUUAGUUCGAUCUUGAAAUAUUUCAAGGAAAAGAAUCCGGGAUGGAAAGACGUCAAGAGCGUGGUGAUCGACAAAGAUUUCGUGGAAUGGCAGGUUCUCGAGCAGACCCUUCCAAACGCACAAAUUGUGGUGAAACGUAAAGAAUUCCGGCUGAGGGUUGCUGAUAGAGAAGAUUUACUCGAUUUGAUGACGAAGUUGCUCUACUGUCGAACGCAGGACGCGUAUCAAUCCGGCUAUGAUGCGCUGAAGGAAUACUGCAGAGCCGCAAGGAAAAGCGCGUUCUUCGCCUAUUUCGAGAAAAAACUGGCAUUCCUGCCGCAUUAUGUGGUCGAACUACGCACAUGGGAAACACUUUACUGCUGGGAAUACGACCACUAA